CGUUAGAGAAGUCUGUCGAGCUCAAUGCUUACGGACUUGCGCAGAAUGACAUAGACGGGCUAACAAAUAGCAACUGUGUCACGGUGUUAUAACGUUUUAAAGCAAUGGCUAUUUCGACAUACAGGCAAUGCGGGCAUAUAUAUUCUUUAUCCUCAGCGAAGAAUGACUAUGUCUGAACAUAGUCAUUCUGGUAUGUCUGAACUGACGGAGCAGCACAAUGUCAAUAGAACUGAGGCAAAAAAUGUUUUAUUUCUGUACGUUAUUUAAUUAUGUCAUUACUGUAUGUUUUUUAAAAAAAAAAAAAAAACAUAAUAGAGUUUAGCUUUCUUAAAAGUAUCCAUGCCAAGUGGCAUUUGAAGCCUGUGGUAAAUCAAGAUAAGUUGUUGUUUUGAAUGAACUUCAAGGGCGGUCGGGAGGCGUCGGCCCCUCCUCGAGCCGCCCGCGCUUUCCCCCGAUUGGCUGAGCCGGAGGAGAGGGUGGGGUGUCGCGUCCCGGGCGUUUCAACACCUGGUCGGUCCGUCCCCUCGCGUUCCCACUUGGAAAUCCGACGCGCCAUCCCCGUUGACCUCCACCUCUUGGCCCGGCUCAGUUCUUUGACCCGCUUCUCCUCUCUCCUCCCCUCGCGGUGGUUGGUAGAUCUUCGUUCCCGGUGAGAGGCGCUUCGUUUAACACUUUGUUGUGUGUGAUUUCCCCCCUUAAAACAAAGAACCCAAAAAAAGGAAGCUACCAAAGGCCAGCGUGUGUCAUGCGUCAUCUCGUGUAGUGCAGAGUUCAUCUUUUGUGGCAGAGAAGUUGAACCGCGUGUGCCGAUCAAGCACAAGUGACACAGUUGAAUGCGGACGGAAUCCUGUCAGCUUCGUAAUGAUUCAUUCCUGCUCAGUGUGUUCUGCUGCUGGUCUGCCUUUCGCCAUGCUUGCACACUUUGUGGGGGGCCCGCUUCAACUUGUAUCUCUAAUGCUGGACUACUAAUGAUACUACUCCUACUACUAAUUGCGGCCGACGCGGCGGCGAGCAGCGAGCUUCUUGUCGCGGACGACCCUGACUCGAGCCAAGAUUCCACCGUUUCCGAGGGCAUCGAAAUGGUGAAGGUGACCAUCGUGCUGGCGGUGACGCUGCUGCUGGUGGCGGCGGUGGCCAUAUUUGUGGGCGUGUACUUCGGGAAGACGCGCACGGGCGACCACGUGUACCUGCGGGCGGCCGUGGCGGCGGACGCCGGGCCGUGCUCCGUGGUCGGCAGCGACACGCUGAAGAAAGGAGGCUCGGCCGUGGAUGCUUUCAUCGCCGCCUUGCUGUGCGUGGGACUGAUGAACGCUCACAGUAUGGGCAUCGGGGGAGGGCUUUUCAUCACCAUCUACGACGCAACGAGCGGCACAGUGGAAACGAUCGACGCCCGCGAGACGGCGCCUCGCAACGCAACCGAGAACAUGUUUGGGAACAGCACUGAUUUGUCCCAGAAAGGAGGUUUAUCCAUCGCCGUCCCUGGAGAGAUUCGAGGUUACGAGCUGGCUCACAAGCGCCACGGAAAACUUCCUUGGAAGGAUUUGUUCCAGCCGAGCAUUGAUCUGGCGGAGGGAGGAUUUCCUUUAGGCAGGGCGCUCGCCUCUGCUCUGGCGCGACAUAAGGCGACCAUCAUCAAAGACACAGCCUUGUGCGGGGUGUUCUGCAGCGCCGGCGGCGGCGGCGAGGUCUUGAAAGAAAACGAUACCAUCAGGUUUCCCGAGCUUGCAAACACUUACAGGAGAAUAGCAGAAGGGGGCGCUGACGCCUUCUACCGUGGGGAAAUUGCAAAGACUCUGGUAGCAGAUAUUCAGGCUGCAGGCGGAAUCAUCACAAUGGAGGAUCUGAAGGAUUAUGCGCCCGUCUUGGAUGAGAAGCCUUUGAGCGUGAACGUGGGGGAGUACACCAUGUCGGUUCCCAACGCCCCCGCCAGCGGCCCUGUGCUCUCGCUGCUAUUAAACAUCUUGAAUGGGUAUAACUUGACGUCCGAGAGCGUGGCGAGCACCGAGAACAAGAUUCUGACGUACCAUCGCGUUACGGAAGCCUUUCGCUUCGCCUACGCAAAGAGGACCUUGCUGGGAGACCCCGCCUUCCUUAACAUCACAAAUCUCAUCGAGAACAUCACCUCGCUGUCCUACGCCGACGAGCUCCGAGCAAAGAUCACGGACUGGACGACUCAUAACAUGAGCUACUACGAGCCCGAGUUUUACCUCCCCGACAACCACGGCACCUCGCACCUCUCCGUGGUGGCGGAGGACGGCAGCGCCGUGGCGGCCACCAGCACCAUCAACCAAUUUUUGGGCUCCAAAGUCAUGUCGGCGUCAACGGGAAUCCUCCUCAACAACGAGAUGGACGACUUCAGCUCCCCGCUCAUCACAAAUGGUUUUGGAGUGCCUCCAUCGCCCAAUAACUUCAUCAGGCCAGGGAAAAGGCCCAUGUCCUCCAUGUGUCCAACCAUCCUCUUCGACAAAAACCGCCAAGUGAAGAUGGUGGUGGGCGGCUCCGGCGGCACGAAGAUCACUACCGCCAUUGCUCAGGUGAUCCUGAAGGCGCUGUUCUUCGACUACGACCUGAAGAAAGCGGUGUCCGACCCGAGGCUCCACAACCAGCUGAGUCCCAACGCCACUGUGGCCGAGCCCGACUUUGACAAACUUAUCAUGGAGGGUCUGGCGAAGAAGAACCACGUGAUGGAAUUUCUCAAGUCGUCCGGAGCCGUGGUGCAGGCGGUGGUCCGCUACGAGGACGGACUCCACGCUCAGUCGGACCCUCGCAAGUGGGCGUACGCCGCGGGCUAUUGAGCUCACCCGCAUGACGCCAACGUAAUCGGAGAUGAAGAUUCGAGACACUUGAGACGACUGCCGGUUGUCUUUUUUGCACCAAACGCUCUCCCGAUAAGUUUAUUUGAUUAAGUCUGUCAGGACCAGAAAAAUCGAACUUGCUCCUGGUGUGUCCGCUCGAUUCGGACGUCGCCUCAUUGUCCACGUGACUUUUAAAAGGAGCGACUGAAUAUUUCAAGCACAGCCUCUCUUUGACCUUUUACCGAUCAUAAAAGUGAACGAUUCCUUGCUAUUUAUGAAGGCCUUUUGUAAAUCAUUAGCGCUGUGAAGUCAUUGUUGCCCAUUAAAAUAUGUCAAAAAUGGUCAUAACCACACGAACGAUCCUUUUCCCCAUUGUCGAUCAAGGAAACGUAUUAUUCCGAUCCUCACUGUGCACUUUUGCACUUGGUGGAAGAAAGCAAGCCCUAAAUUGGGUGUGUGUAAAUGUUUCAUGUGAAGAUUCACAAAGCCCCCAAACUGAAUAAAGAUCACCCCCCCCCCCCCCCCCCCCCUCGCCGAGCAUCUUAGCAAUUAGCCAUCACGAAGACAAUGGAGUCUGGCUGUUUCAUGCCUCCAAGGCCCAAUUAAGCACCACCUCAGGUCCACGCACGCAUUGCUAAUUUGAAGAAAAAAGGUUGCUCUAAUAUUUUUUCCCAUGACUGUAUUCGUCUCAUGAAAUUAGAUUCAUUUACUGACAACAGUGUCUAAUCACUUAGGUCCUGUUUUCUUAUUAUUUGUAGAAUUUUUUUUUUGGUAGAUUUCUUUUGUUCAGACAAAAGAUUUUUUUUCUCUCCCCGGUAAAGUGAUAUUCUCUCAAAUCUCUUAAUUUAAGAGAUACAUUCUGUCUAAUCUCUUAAUUUCAUAGCAUUUAUCGGGUCUGCAUUCCUUCUACAACCCCAAUUCCAAUGAAGUCGGGACGUCGUGUUAAACAUAAAUAAAAACAAACCGAUAAACGUGAUUGUUUUUAGCAAAUCAUUAUUAGCUUAGAAAUUUAUGGCUGCAACACGUUCCAAAAAAGAUGGGUGAGGGUCACGUUUACCACUGUGUUACGUCACCUUUUCUUUUAACAACAUUCAAUAAACGUUUGGGAACUGGGGAUACUAAUUGUUGAAGCUUUGUCGGUGGAAUUCUUUCCCAUUCUUGCUCGGUGUACAGCUUCCGCCGUUCAACAGUCUGGGGUCUCCGUUGUCGUAUUUUACGCUUCAUAAUGCGCCACACAUUUUCAGCGGGAGACAGGUCUGGACUUGCAGGCAGGCCAGUCUGGUACCCGCACUCUUUUACUCCGAAGCCACGCUGUUGUAACACGUGCAGAAAGAACAUUUUGUUGAUGUUUAACACAACGUCCCAACUCCAUUGGAAUUGGGGUUGUACAAUGUCGAUGGUUUGUUGUCUUUUCAGGAAAUUAAGGAUGCAGACAAGCCCACGGUUUGAACAGUGAAUUAUUAUGCUAUAAAGACUAACAAUUACUUUUGUUACCGCUUUGGCUCCAUCUAAAGAGCCCAGGGGACAGGCUGCUGCCACUGGAAGUUUUUUUUUCAUUCCCCCUCUUUCUUCUGUUGUUCUUAACAUAUGGCUCGCCAGAAGCGGAACUGUUCCGUAUUUGUUUACGGGCUUAGCGUGUGGCUAAAAUGCAAGGCAGGUGUGCGCCUUGUCCCUUACUAUAAUUAAGGCAUGAAUCUAUCAUUAAUGCAUGAUCACUGCAUUGCCUUUAAAAAAAUUUAAAAAAAAAGGGGGGCAGGGCAGUUUUGUACCUAAUCCCUCUGCCAAUCACAAAGGGGGAAAAUAACAAAUUAAAUAUACUUCAGCUAAAUUAUGUGUAUCAUUAUUCAAAACGAACGGUGCCAAAAGAACAUUGAAAAA
Molecule: messenger RNA, 4673 nt
Organism: Phycodurus eques (leafy seadragon)
Lineage: Eukaryota; Metazoa; Chordata; Actinopteri; Syngnathiformes; Syngnathidae
Product: glutathione hydrolase 1 proenzyme-like
Exons: 14
Coding region: 834-2795 (653 amino acids)
Biological process (GO): glutathione catabolic process; regulation of inflammatory response; peptide modification
Cellular component (GO): plasma membrane
Molecular function (GO): glutathione gamma-glutamate hydrolase
Source: RefSeq, a predicted model, not a curated record